Messenger RNA from Aspergillus heteromorphus CBS 117.55, 1603 nucleotides. Its product is annotated as ammonium transporter. The transcript is spliced from 5 exons. Gene Ontology annotation, cellular component: plasma membrane. Gene Ontology annotation, biological process: ammonium transmembrane transport. Gene Ontology annotation, molecular function: ammonium channel activity. The record is from RefSeq and is a predicted model, not a curated record. NCBI's taxonomy places the organism in Eukaryota, Fungi, Ascomycota, Eurotiomycetes, Eurotiales, Aspergillaceae. Bases 84 to 1514 code for a protein of 476 amino acids.
AUCUCAACCUCACCAGAGACUGAGACCCUUGACCAGCUCGAUCGGACACGUUGUGAUUCAGCUCUUUCGCACGAGCCUGCGCCAUGGCUGAGCCAGUCUACAAUGCCUCCAUGCCCGAGGGCGGCGAUCCGACCAAGGUCGACGUGAACGCGCAAUAUACAGGCUUCGAGUACAACUACACCUACAUCAUCACCUGUGUCUUCGUCGUCUUCCUCAUCCUACCCGGGAUUGGGCUGCUCUACGGCGGUCUGGCGCGGAGGAAACACGCGCUAGCCUUGCUAUUCCAGUCGUUCAUGGUUCUUGCGGUAUCCACGUUCCAGUGGCUAUUCUGGGGCUAUUCUCUUACCUAUUCGAGAGAUGGAGGCCCUUUCAUCGGCACGCUCAAGAACUUUGGCCUGAUGGAGGUCAUGGUGGCGCCCUCGCCCGGCUCCGCCGUGAUCCCGGAGGUCGUGUUCUGUCUGUUCCAGCUCCUCUUUUGCGCAUGCACAGUGAUGAUCGUCGUUGGAGGUGCAUUCGAAAGAGGUGGCAUCAUGCCGUCUUUGGUCUUCAGCUUCUUCUGGGCCACCCUUGUGUACUGCCCCCUAGCCCGGUGGACAUGGAGCAGUAACGGGUGGCUAUACAACCUGCCGGCGAUCGAUUUUGCGGGCGGCGGUCCCGUGCAUAUUGCCUCUGGCUGCGCAGCCUUGGCAUACGCUUUGAUUUUGGGCAAACGUCGGGGCUAUGGAGAGCCUUCACUCCGCAAACCGCACAACACGACGUUGGUAUUUAUCGGAACCGUGCUGAUUUGGACUGGGUGGUUAGGGUUCAACGGCGGUUCGAGUCUGAAUGCGAGCAUGCGCGCCAUGGUGGCCGUCUUCAACACAAACACCGCAGGGUGUAUGGGGAUCCUCGGAUGGGUGAUCGUCGACAUGAUCAAGCACAAGGGCAAGUACACAUUGGUUGGUGCGUGCGAAGGAGCCAUCGCCGGUCUGGUCGGGAUCACUCCAGCUGCCGGCUGCGUGUCCCUGUGGCUCGCCGCAUGCAUUGGCUUCAUCACCAGCGUCGUCUGUGCCUCUCUGCAGAACGUGAACGAAUGGAUUGGCGUGGACGAGGGUCUGGAUGUAUUCAAACUACAUGGCAUUGGUGGUAUGGUGGGUGCUUUCUUGACAGGCUUGUUCGCGAGCGAGAAGAUCUCGGCUCUGGAUGGGAGCUCUCUGUCACCUGGCGCCAUUGAUGGGAACGGGAUCCAGGUGGCCAAGCAGCUAGCGGAGAUUUGCGCCAUCGCCUCAUACUCGUUUGUCGUCUCCUCCGCGCUGCUACUGAUUCUUAAAUAUAUCCCGGGCAUGCACCUGCGGGUGGACGAGGAGGAUGAACUGCUGGGACUCGAUCGAACUCUGUUCUUCGAUGAGCAGAUCGGGGACUGGUCCAUGACUGCUCACGCUCACGGCAGUACUAGCCCGACCUUGAUCGGGGUAUCGAAGGAUUCAUCUGCCUCGGUCAAGGAGUGUCGAGAGAGGAAGACCAGCGAUGUAUAGAACAGAUAGAGUAUUUUAGAUCAAUAUUGUUCCCUGGUUCAUCUGCAGGUUGACGUAACGAUACGGCGAUCUGCUCAAUUCGGGUUGAA